Molecule: messenger RNA, 2322 nt
Organism: Arabis nemorensis
Lineage: Eukaryota; Viridiplantae; Streptophyta; Magnoliopsida; Brassicales; Brassicaceae
Source: the annotation of a GenBank genome assembly
AUGAAUACAACGACUAAUAUCGGCGGUUGCAGACCCUUCUUGUUGAACAUUUCUUCUAAUGGAUUGUGGGAAAACCUAAAUUCGCCCGAUGUGAUUUUCAGCUACUCACUCCCUCUCCUGGAGAUUCAGAUAUUUCUUAUAUUCAUUUUCAUCGUCAUGUCUCACAUGUUUCUUAGAUGCAUUGGCAUUUCCCAAAUCGCAUCCCAUUAUAUGGCUGGUUUGAUUUUGGGGCCUCAACUGUUCGAUCUUCUUGAGCAAUCGUCAAAGAAAUUAUCGUUGGACCCGGCGCUGGACGGAAGCGCGGCUUUAAGAGGCAUCUCAGUGUGUGGAAACAUUCUGCUUACAUUCUUAAUGUCAGUUAGAAUCAGCCGUCGAUUGGCAUUCAACAGCGGACCGCUGCCCAUCGUGAUCGGGAUCUUGAUAUUCAUCGUUCCUCUAUUCGGAGGCUUCUGUUUUCGGAACCUCUACACAGACAAUGUAGACCCUCUCUAUAUGCCACCGAAGAAAGUCCUCUCCGAGCGCACUGUGAUCAUCUUUAGCCAAUCCUCGAUUCUCUUGACAACCGUCACUUAUUUCCUGUCAGAGCUCAAGAUCCUUAACUCCGAGCUUGGCCGCCUUGUAUUGUCUUCAUCCAUGAUCAGUGAGGUCCUCGUGGUUUUUUUCAGCGUACUCGGCGAUGCUGCGCGAACGUACAAAAACGUCUCCCCCGUAACAGCCUACCGUGACGUUCUAGCGGUGCUCAUCUUCUCUCUUGUCAUCUUUUUCGUUUUUAGGCCAGCCGUAGAAUGGAUAAUAGAACGCACACCGGAAGGCAAACCUGUCGCGAAUAAGUAUGUACAUGCUGUAGUUUUAUGUGCAAUGGCUUCCGCUGCUUUCUCCUCGUUCUUCAAUAUGAAAUACCUCCUGGGACCAUUCGCGAUUGGCCUUAUCAUACCAGAAGGUCCACCUUUAGGCUCAGCCUUGGAAGCCAAGUAUUAUGAUCUGGCGAUGAACGUGCUUAUACCGAUCUCAAUCGCAUGCACUACGAUGAGAUGUGACGUGAUGAAGAUCAUCUACGAGUUUGAUGACAUCAUGUACAACAUGUUCUUAGUGGUUUUAACGCUCGUUUUGAAACUGGCCGCUGGCGUCGGACCUUGCUUGUACUGCAGGUUACCACUCAAGGACGCCAUUGCCGUCUCUAUCCUCUUGUGCUCCAAGAGCUUCCCCGACAACUUUCUCUACGAAUGCGGAUUCGACGAUUUGUAUAUAUCCCAAGCAACGUUCACGUUCUUGAUCAUUAAUGCGCUACUGAAUUCUGGAAUCGUCCCGGUGGUCUUGCCUAGUUUAUACGAUCCAAAGCGGCAGUACGUUGGUUACCAAAAAAGGAACAUCAUGACUCUGAAACCAAAUUCAGAUCUCCGGAUUCUGACUUGUGUGCACAAACCUGAGAACAUCUCCGGGACCAUUGCAUUCCUCCAAUUAUUGUCCUCGCCGAACCAAGAACUCCCCAUCAUGGUCACAGUCCUCCAACUCGUGAAGGUGGUGGGUAAAAUCAUCCCCGUCCUGAUCUCGCACAACAAGAAUUCAAUACGGCUAAUAGAUAACUCCUACAUCCAUACCGCAAACCUUGCCUUCAGCCAGUUGGAGUCCGUGACAAUGACAAUGUUCACUGCUCUCACGCAUGAGAACCUGAUGCACGACGAUAUCUGCACGCUUGCGUUGGACCAGGCCACGUCCAUGGCUAUUGUCCCGUCUGGGAGGAAAUGGACAAUAGAUGGGGCGUUCGAGUCAGACGACGAGGCCAUAAGGCGUCUUAAGAUGUCGCUACUCAGUCAGGCCCCUUGUUCAGUUGGGAUACUCGUGGACCGUGGACAGUUUUCUCGCAAAGGAACGAGAAGGUACAACACCAAAGUCGGUGUGAUCUUCAUCGGAGGCAAAGAUGAUCGCGAGGCACUCUCGCUGGUGAAGAGGAUGAAAUAUGACCUGAGGAUAAAUGUCACUGUUAUCCGACUCAUCUCAAACCAAGAAGCGGAGUCGACAAAUUGGGAAUAUAUUCUUGAUCACGAGAUCUUAGAGAAUAUGAAGGAUACAGAGGCGACCAAUCUGAUUACAUAUACGGAGGUGACUCUGAACAGUGGUCCUGACGUGGCCACCACAGUCCGAUUGAUCUCCGGGGAAUAUGAUCUUAUAGUAGUCGGGAGAGAUCACGGCGAGGCCACACCGGAUUUCUCAGGACUCACGGAAUGGAUGGAACUCCCGGAAUUAGGUGUCAUUGGAGAUUUACUGGCGGCUAGAGAUCUCAAGUCUACGGCCUCUGUUUUGGUAGUUCAACAGCAACAGUAG